AUGCCUUCUUUGCCCGAGUUCGUCCAGCGUCCACGCCCUUCGCAAGAGGCUCUUAUUCGACUCGAGAAGGGCACGGCGUCUCCAAACAUCCAGCUGAACGAGGCCGCCCAAAUUAUCGGACUCGACUUGUCGUUAUGCGCCAGCCAUCCGGAGAUCAACCGAGCCCCUCAUGUCCCGUUCCACGCGGCGCCGAAGGAGGAAUGGGUCCUACGGUGGCUGUUGAAGAAGCUCAAGGCUGGGAAGAACUAUCGCGUUGAGCCUGCAUCGUUUCUUCUACUGCGGCAACUGAUUGACCUUAUUCCUUCGAAAACAUUGGCAUCGACGCUCAAGGACCAGAAAUUCCUCGGUAUCAUAGACCAUGCGAUCACCGACCUCACAGACGACGUGAUUUCCGGCUUUGGAAAUGGGGGAAGUGAGCUGCUGCCGUCCGAUUCUGAGUCCAGCCAUACCCUAAGUGAAAGUUCUGGCAGGAAGGGCACAAAGCGGAAGAGGGCCAACGGGGUUGAUCAGGAUGCGAUGGACAUUGACGAGCAGCCACGAACACCAGUUUCGUGCUUCUUGACCUUUACGCGCCUUCUCGACUGCCUCUAUAGUUUGGUGACACUGGCCAGCCGAAAAGAUGGUGUGGAUGAAACCGCUCGUUCUCACCUCAGGCACGCUCUCAGGGGUGAACCUCAGCCAGUCGCCAUCACUCUCGGUAAAUCAUUUACUCUUGCUUCGAUCGCCAUCUCGCAAUAUUCCCAUGCGCGAAAGACGACAGAGCUGCAGCACUUCUUCUACGUCCUCCCUGCUCUUCUUGAAAUUUGGGAGUGGAGAUCCCGCCGUCAAGAUGGCUCGGAACAAGGUUCCGGUAACGGAUCUUUUGCCACCCAUUGUUCCCAGCGCGCUUUAAGAUUGAUGCAUUCCGUUCGCGCAGCUGAACUUGACACGGACGAGAGGGCUAACGUGUUGAACGGUGUUGAGCGUCUAAUCGCUCUUCAUGUGAUAUUGCCAGCGCGCGCAGACUUCCUUGGCAGAGGCGGCUCAGGUAUAGACUAUUCUGCGAAGGAGCCGGAUUGGAGCUCCGUCAAGCCCGUCUCGGAUGCUUUCCGACCGAUUCUUUGUGCUUCAGAGCCGCCAAAUCAGCCUGACGCCGUCGCAACACGGGCAGGAGUCUCUAACGCGGCCGAGCUCAUACCAGAGUUCUUUUAUAUUUCCACUCGAUCGGUCCCGCGAGACUCAUUCCGAAGGAAAACAGAUGAAGCGCCUUGGCUGGAGACGUUGUUCGUUGCUGCUGCUGAGUUGGCAUUUUCAUCUGUGAAAGCGGAGAGACCGGCCACCUUUCUCUCCGACUUUGUGAGCAUCCUAGAGCAGCUAUUCCGAGUAGCUUUGAAGCAAGAUGUGCAAUUAUCUCUACACACGCUGCUUACACAUGCUGCGUAUACCGGUCUUCUUAAGGACCAGCUGUCGCUGGUCGAGUGGAACUUGGUUGCACUUCUUAUUGAACUGGGAGUAGACAUCUUUCUUCCAAAUUCUGGGCUCGCAGAUUCCCAAACAUAUUUAAAGGGCCUAUGCAAAAACAUCCAUUUGUACUGGCGAAGCGGUAAUUCCACCGCUGGCAGCUACGAAACCAUCAAGACUGGCAUUAUACUGCCUCUGUUACGUGGAUUUAUGAAUGCGCGAGACCUUACCACGUUUAUGGAAACUUGGUACCAGCAACUGCUCGACAUGGAAGAAGCAAGGACGCAAGACAGUAACCUCAGUCUCUUCACAGUGUGGGAAGAUGACGACCUAUGCAAUGCGUACAGCGAGGUUAUGCGCAACCCUCUGAACCAAAAUCUCGCGUCCUCUCAGUUGCAUGCAGCAGCGGUCAAUAUCCGCGGUGAUGAUGGUAAACUAGCUCAUUCCGCAGAGGCAUAUGCGCAGCUGGUCAUUGCUGAGGCUGGGUUCAGAAAACGAAGCAUCAACCUAGCGGACGCGAAUGCUGACCUUGAAUCUGUUAUUGAAACAGUUGUGUCUGCGCUUUCUUCGGACCAGGAUUUGCAUUGGCGCUGGCGUUUGUGGAAAUUAUCCCGCAGCCUGAUCGAAAACAACGUUCAGAAGGCCGAUGUUGGUCUCGGCUCUGCUCUAUUAAAACUGACUCGCGCAGCUGCGAAGACGAUAAAACGCAGACACCAGGAUAUAACGCACAAGCUUAGUGCACGUCUGGAGUGUAUCGAAGCAUAUCGAUCUGUCCUUGCCGUUAUCAAGCACUCGCCUAACACGAACAACAGCGAGGAUCUGGCAUCAUUAAUGAAGGAAGUCAUCAAACUGAUGAGAAACAUCACGGCGAAAGAUGCUUCAGAAUCGAUGAGCUCCGCCUGGGAUGGCCAAUUAGAAUCCAUUGAUUCUCCAGCUAUCCUAUCGUUGGCGUACUUUCUAGCUCUUCUCCGAGUCCCUGUGCUUUGGACUCACAUUGAGCCCGAAGUCCGACGCCCACUACUAUCUCAUAUCCUUUCUUUUGCGACAGCCCAAUACCAACCAUCAUCUUCAACUCUGGAAAACUUCUCUUCCGCUGCACGCUUUCUGCAAGCAUGGUCCAGCGUCGUGUCCCACGAAUAUCUUCUCAACGCCCCCAUCAUUGUGAAUGACUUGAUCUCUAUCAUCUCCGAGCGAAUCAAGGAGGAUGGAUCUAAUAUCAAGCUUUACAUUGAGAGUCUGCAAAGAAUCCCAGCAUCUCUUAUUACCCGCCGUCAAACUGGAGCCCUCCUAGAUUUGCUGCAGGGCGUCUUAUCAAAACAGGACAGCAUUUCUUCAAUUAUCACUGUCGGUAUCCUGUCACUCAUGGCUAAGCUCGCCGAUUUGCCAAAGUCUACGGCUGAGUUGACAGGCAACUGGGAGCCGCUUUGGACGAUGGCCAAAGCAAUCUCUCUACAAGAUACGGACGUUGACCUCGAGAUAAUGAAGGCAUUCAAAUCCCUGCAUCGCGCGGUCAUUGCGAAACUACUCCUUCUGGCUGAAGCAGAGCGCCGUAAGCUCUUCAAAAAGAUGUACCGCAAGAUAUCCGGGAGGAUUUCCAAACUGCAGGUAAUUGACCGCAGCUCCAUGGAAUGCUUUUUCCUCAGGAUCUCUCUUUACCAGUUUUGGCUUCAUCGGGAACAACUGGCGGAUGCAAUGGAUGCCACAGAGCUGGCUACCAGUCGACAAAAGGUGUUUGAUCUAGUGGUUGCAGAUCUACGAUCUGCCAAAGACCAAUGCAAGAAACAACCCUUGGAAGAAACAAUCACCGUGAUCAAGACUUUGGAUGCAUUGGAAGAUUUCGAGGAUCUUGCUACGGACCAUGGGGAGGUCAAGAAGUACUUAUCCAAGAUUGAGAACUACGUUGAAAAGUCAGUCGAUUCGGGCUCUUCUUUGAGAAGGCUCGUUCGACGUCGUGUUUUAGCUACACAGAAUCCGGAAAAGGACGUCACUGUUCCUGUCGUACAGUAUGCGGAAUCACUCCCUCUUCAGCAUAUGUAUAGUGAGGAGCAGCAGCAGUUCAUCCGGGCAACGAGUGAUCGUUUCAGGUCCAUGUCUGCGAACGCCCUGACUCGGGUAAUUCAGGAUGUCCGCCGAUUGGGAUUCACUGGCAAGAUUGCCGAGUAUCAUCUACUCAUUGCCGGCUUAGCUGUUGCCGCAGCGCCAUCCACUGAAGACAAGGAGAGCCACCUUGCAAAAGAGCUGUCUCUGGUCUGCAGUGAGAUUACAGAGGCAUUGCCUCGCAGCAAAUCCCUCGAGCAAUUUGUCCUUGCCACAGAGUGCUUGGAUGUUCUCCUACGCAACCACCCUCGUUGCGUAUCACAAUGGAAUGUUGACAGUAUCCUUUCGUGCCUUGCUACAUGCGCCUCGAAAGACGGACCCCGUAUCCGACCUGACUUCUCUGGAGUGAUUUAUAUCCGCUUAUGCCGACUGAUGGGCCUAUUACUAGGGCUUCACCGUCAAAAACUAGGAGGUCGUUUUCACCUUAUCAUUCUAGCCAUGCAACGGCUGCUCCAUUGCCUUUUCGCCAGACCGAGAAAACGCACCGUACUUGGCAAGCCUGACAUGACGCAGGGAAAACAGCCAUACUGGCUGUCCCAAUUGAGCGCUGCACAUGCUGUCCAUUACACCCGUCUCCUCACAUCCCUUUGCGACCCAACGGUUUCUGCGGUAUCGCGACCUACCCCUGGGAAUGCGGGUUACGAAGGUUUGACGGACCAGACGAAGAAGGCCAAGCAGAUCGCCGGGCAGUAUCUCCAUUGCCUGAUUAUGGAUUAUGCCCAGAGCUCCCUCCGUAGCACUCUGCCCGCCGACGUGAAGGCGGCUCUCCUGCCAGGGCUCUACUCGGUGCUUGAUGUGAUGUCUCGUGACACGAUGCGAGCACUGAGCGCUGGGCUGGAUAUCUCUGGCCGGGCGAUGUUCAAGGCACUGUAUGACGAUUACAUGAGGUUUGGCAAGUGGAACAAGGGCUGA
Aspergillus mulundensis is the source of this 4449-nucleotide messenger RNA. Its product is annotated as ribosome biogenesis protein URB2. Gene Ontology annotation, biological process: ribosome biogenesis. Bases 1 to 4449 code for a protein of 1482 amino acids. NCBI's taxonomy places the organism in Eukaryota, Fungi, Ascomycota, Eurotiomycetes, Eurotiales, Aspergillaceae. Gene Ontology annotation, cellular component: nucleolus. The record is from RefSeq and is a predicted model, not a curated record. The transcript is spliced from 3 exons.